AUGUCCGACGCUACGACCAACGACAAGUCGGUCACGGACCUCAAGUUCAACGGGCGAAAGGUCAUGUCCACCGCCUUGAAGGCCCGCAUCAUCGCGCACCUCAACUCCAAGUCGACGGAAGACGACUACAAGCGUAUUAUGGACGACAAGAAGCCGCUCAACUUGGCUCACUCUGAUUGGCUGGAAUUUAAGCCAAUCAUCAAGGACAUCGAUGUCGCCGCCGACAUGCCGCCUUCCGCGACGGCAGCAAGCCUGGAGGCUGAGAAGAUCAAGCGCUUCUAUUACAUAGAGCAUGCAGGAGAGCCUGAUCAGAAGCUUAUUUGGUAA
This is a messenger RNA of Aphanomyces astaci, 327 nucleotides long. RefSeq lists its product as hypothetical. The transcript has a single exon. NCBI's taxonomy places the organism in Eukaryota, Oomycota, Saprolegniomycetes, Saprolegniales, Verrucalvaceae. The record is from RefSeq and is a predicted model, not a curated record. The coding region runs from base 1 to 327 and encodes 108 amino acids.